UAUUCUGUACCUAAUAUUUGUACGCAGAAUGCAUGUGAGUAAGAUGAAUAGUCAUACGCUCCUGUCUUCUGGAUCAACCACCCCUACCCAGAAGACCAAUGGCUCAAAGACCCCUACAGAAACCCCACCCACUGAAGCCCCACCCCAGACUGCACCUGGAGAAGGGACCAUCUCCAGCAUCAGAAGCAAAUUUAUGAACGAGCUUCACAAAGUCCCAUUGCCGUCUUGGGCAGUGGCUGCGCUGGGAUUCAUCAUUGUCAUUCUUAUGCUCAGCUGCUGCUUCUGCAUAUGUAGGAAAUUUGUGUUUAAGAAGAAAAAAGAAAAAAAGAGCAAAGAGAAGAGCGGAAAAGAUGGUAUCAGCAUGUUGACUGUGAAAGAGGACAGCUUUGGCCAGACUUUGAAUUCUGACACUGACACUAAAGCAGAGAACAAAGAGGAGGGGCCUAAAGAGGAACAAAAGCUAGGAAAACUACAGUUCAGUCUCGACUACCACUUCACUGAUGGAUCACUUAUAGUAGGUAUCAUCCAGGCAGAAGACCUUGCAGCAAUGGACAUGAGUGGCACGUCCGACCCAUACGUCAAGCUCUACCUCCUUCCAGACAAGAAAAAAAAGUUUGAGACUAAAGUCCACCGAAAGACCCUUAACCCCACUUUCAACGAGCACUUCACUUUUAAGGUGCCAUACUCAGAGUUGGGUGGGAAGACCCUAGUCAUGACAGUUUACGACUUUGACCGUUUCUCCAAGCAUGACGCCAUCGGGGAUGUGAGGGUCCAGAUGAAUAAAGUUGAUUUCAGUCAAGUGACUGAGGAAUGGAGAGUACUACAGAAGGCUGAGAAGGAGGAGCAGGAGAAGUUGGGGGAUAUUUGUCUGUCCUUACGUUACGUCCCAACUGCUGGCAAGCUAACGGUUGUUGUUCUGGAGGCCAAAAACCUCAAGAAAAUGGAUGUGGGUGGACUUUCAGACCCAUAUGUUAAGAUCCACCUGAUGCAGAACGGCAAGAGGCUGAAGAAGAAGAAAACCACAAUUAAGAAGCACACCCUGAACCCAUAUUAUAAUGAAUCAUUUAGCUUUGAAGUUCCAUCUGAACAAAUUCAGAAGGUGCAGGUUGUAGUGACAGUGCUGGAUUACGAUAAGAUUGGCAAAAAUGACGCAAUAGGGAAGGUUUUUAUGGGACUGCACAGCUCAGGGACUGAACAACGUCACUGGGCAGACAUGUUGGCCAAUCCAAGAAGACCUAUCGCUCAGUGGCAUGCCCUUAAACCAGAGGAAGAUGUGGAUGCAGAGCUUUCUAAGAAAUGAAGGUGUAAUUAUGUGUACCACUAUUCAUAUAAAGCCCUUAUAUCAGACAUAUUCAACCUCACAAUACCGCCACCACUAUUAUAAUGUUCUAUGUUCCAAUGGGUAAAAUUGGUUAUAAACUUUAAAAUUUUCUACUUUUAGUGUUAUCUAUUUAAUUAUGUGCCCUGUAUGAUGCAGAGAAGGUGAUUAAAUG
Molecule: messenger RNA, 1493 nt
Organism: Astyanax mexicanus (Mexican tetra)
Lineage: Eukaryota; Metazoa; Chordata; Actinopteri; Characiformes; Acestrorhamphidae
Gene: syt1b
Product: synaptotagmin Ib
Exons: 8
Coding region: 29-1300 (423 amino acids)
Biological process (GO): regulation of dopamine secretion; synaptic vesicle endocytosis; cellular response to calcium ion
Cellular component (GO): synaptic vesicle membrane; dense core granule; axon
Molecular function (GO): calcium-dependent phospholipid binding; clathrin binding; syntaxin binding
Source: RefSeq, a predicted model, not a curated record